Dicentrarchus labrax (European seabass) is the source of this 1777-nucleotide messenger RNA. RefSeq names its product zona pellucida-like domain-containing protein 1. The transcript has 11 exons. Gene Ontology annotation, cellular component: cell surface. The coding region runs from base 36 to 1232 and encodes 398 amino acids. The record is from RefSeq and is a predicted model, not a curated record. Lineage: Eukaryota; Metazoa; Chordata; Actinopteri; Moronidae.
CAGAGAAGGGGGACAACGGCAGUGGGACACUUGAAAUGGGUAUGUCCAUAAUAAGGAAGGAAAAAAUGAACCUUCUUAGCUUUUUCCUCUUGGCAUUCAUGGUGGUCGAGAGCAGCCAGUUAACGUGCCAAAAUGAACUCCGACGUCCAGAAUACACAGACAUCUCAGUUGAAUGUGGCACGUCCUCCAUUAGCCUGGCUAUCCAAAUCUGCCCUGUUGUCUACACUGGCUACAACGAGUCUCUGCUCAUUCUCAACCACAUAUUUGACAAGCCGGAGUGCAAAGGAACCGUAGAUGAAUCCUCCACCCCGCCUGUUGUCAGAUUCACCUUCCCCCUCAACAUGACUAAUGCUUGUGGCAGCAACUUCCUGACCACCAGUGCAGCUGGCACAGGGAUCUUUGCCGACUUCUCUAACAUCCAGACCGUUAAUGUCAGUGGCGUGGUGCGCUCACAUGACCCAACCACAGGGAUAGUCACCUAUAACGCUGAACUCAAAUAUUACUAUUCCUGUGCUUACCCUCUGGAGUACCUCAUCAACAACACCCAGGUGGAAGUGUCAGCAUCUUCCAUUGCAGUGAGGGACAACAAUGGAAGCUUCAUCAGUACUUUGAGCAUGGAACUCUUCAGUGACAUCAACUACACCACUCGUCUGGUCAUACCACCACUGGGUUUAGAGCUGAGGACCGACGUCUAUGUCCAGGUCCAAGCAGCCAACCUAACUGAUCAGUACCAUGUCCUCAUGGACCGAUGCUACGCUUCCAUCUCUCCCUAUCCCACAAACUCCACUUUCUUCAACCUGUUUGUCUCGUGCUCCAAAGACCAGAUGACCACCAUGCACGAGAAUGGGAACAGUCACCACGCCCGCUUCUCCUUCUCGGCCUUCAGGUUUCUUGAACAGCAGAACCAGACAGUGUCCACCUACUACCUGCACUGUAUCACCAGACUCUGCGAGAUCAGCACCUGUGAUGCCUUUAAGCAAUGUAACAACAGGAGGAAAAGGGAUGUUGAUUCCACUGGUGUUUCAGGGACCACCACCCUAUCUUCAGCAGUCCCAAUUAUCACCAAAAAUGAGAAUUCACUGACAGCUAAGGAGGAAGCAGCUGCCUCCAGCAGUGACUCGGACUCGGGCUCCAGGAUGGGUCUUGGGAUAGCCGUGGGCAUCCUCACUCUGGCUGUCAUUGUGAUUCUGGCUGCGGCUGCUGUCUUCUACAGAAGGCUCAGACACUUUUAAACUGGAGCAGAUGCCCAAGCGUAACUGUUAGGCAAAUUGGUAUGCAGUAACCUUUCCUACAAGACCUGUGGCAUAGAACUAAGCUCAGCAUAAUAUUGCUCUUAAUGUGUUUUGUUCUCAUGUAGCAUGUGCAUGUGUGGUUUAGUGGUCUUGUGGUUGUAGCUGUACUAGAAAUGUACUGCAUAGACUCACUUGAAAAGCAAAGUGAGGAACGAGAAGGUUUGCACAAGGACAUGCUUUGCUUGUUGUAGUAGAAAUGGGGCAUUAUAUAAUGAAAAGCUCAAAUGUUAGCACUGGUGCUCUUUGGCUUUAAAAAGCAUAAAAAGGGGAACCACUAGUUUGUUCUGAGGGUAACAAAAUGAUCUUGAGUCUUUGGAGAUAUUGUAUCAGCAGACACAUAUGUACUACUACAAAUCUAUGAAGAAAAUGUAAUACAUUGUGUUCUACUGAGUUUAUGAAAGCAAAACUAAAUUAGUUGUAAAUGUGAUUGCAGAUGUUAUACACAAAGUUUGACAUUAAAGAAUGUGAAGAGUUUUGAGGUUGAA